CUACGAUCCCCGUAGGAGCCAGGUUUUUCCUCUCCUCCCUAUUAAGUGUAUUUUGGCCAGGCUCAUUUCCACGGUUGAAAGGUGUUUUAAAACCAUCACCCUCGCAGCCGCUAAGGAUGCGCCGGGACUCGCUAGGUCCGUUGGAACGAGGGAAGCUCGAGAGCUUGCUGCCCUCCUCAGAGAGCGCGCGAGGGAGGGACGCCGCCAUACGCCUCCAGGACUGGGAGGCCGGCCGGCCGGUUUGGCUUCGCGUCCCCGCCCCCUUCACGCUCUCUCUCUCUCUCUCUCUCUCUCUCUCUCCGGCCUCGCGGCUCCUCAGUCUCGGGGUUCUCCUUCCAGGGAGCUCAUCCUCGUCUCCUCCCCCUCCUUCGCAGCGGAAGUGACCUCCGCGUCGCCCGCCUGCUCUGCCAGCAGUGUUGGGCGGCAGCCGCGGGAGACGGCGACAAGGUCGACGGCGCUGCUUGGUUCGUUCGCUCGCUCUGUUGCUUCGUCACCAGGAGCCGCUGUGUGACAGACGCUCGAGGCAGUCGGAUUCGGUAGCCGGGGCUAGCCAACAGCCGGGCCGAUCCGACGGGCGACGCAAAGAAGCCGCAGCAAGCCGAGUCUUCGGGGCGGCGGGAGACAGGCGGUUAUCCAACGGGACAGGAAGGAGGCGGCCAUGGCUGAGGCCGGCGUUGGUGCCGAGCCGCCGCCUUCCUUACCGCCACCACUACCGCCUCCAGCCGUACAGAAGGAACUGGUGUACAAUAAGCUGCUACCCUACGGCGACAAGCUAGAAGCCGAGGCCAGCUACCUCCUUUCCCAGAUCAAACUGAACCUCAGCCGCGCUGUUCAGCUUCAGGAGCUCUGGCCCGGCGGCCUCUUCUGGACGAGAAAGCUUUCCACGUAUCUCCGGCUGUAUGGGAGAAAGUUUAGUAAAGAAGAUCAUGUUCUUUUCAUUAAGCUGUUGUAUGAACUAGUAACUAUUCCAAAAUUGGAGAUCAGCAUGAUGCAAGGUUUUGCUCGACUUUUAAUAAACUUGCUGAAAAAAAAAGAACUUUUGUCAAGAGAUGAUUUAGAAUUGCCCUGGAGACCACUUUACGAAAUGCUGGAACGUAUAUUGUAUUCUAAGACAGAACAUCUUGGAUUAAAUUGGUUUCCAAAUUCAUGUCGACCAGGCUUGUCUUCACCUAAAACAUUUGUGCUUAAUGUUUUACAUAGGUGCUCAGUAGAAAGUGUUUUGAAGACUCUUGUGAAAAAUUGUCGGCUUUAUUUCCCAGAAAGUGCCACAGCGGAGAUGUUAGAUGAAUGGCGACCAUUAAUGUGUCCUUUUGAUGUCACCAUGCAAAAAGCUAUCACAUAUUUUGAACUGUUUCUACCUACCACUCUUCCUCCAGAGUGCCAUCACAAAGGUUUUAAGCUCUGGUUUGAUGAAUUUCUAGGCCUUUGGGUUUCAGUUCAGAAUCUUCCACAAUGGGAAGGGCAUCUGGUCAACCUUUUUGCACAUUUGGCCGCUGAUAACAUAGGAUACAUCAACUGGGAUCCCUAUAUUCCAAAGAUAUUUACUAGAAUACUGCGUAGCUUGAAUCUUCCAGUAGGAAGCAAUCAGAUGAUGGUUCCACGAUUCCUAACAAAUGCUUAUGACAUAGGGCAUGCAGUUAUGUGGAUCACAGCUAUGAUGGGUGGACCAAGCAAGCUUGUACAAAAGCAUUUGGCUGGAUUAUUCCAAAGUAUUGCAUCUUUCUAUCAUCCCUCAAAUAAUGGUCGCUGGUUGAAUAAGCUAAUGAAGCUACUUCAGCGUCUACCCAGUAGUAUAGUCAGAAGACUGCAUCGUGAGCGCUAUAAGAAGACGAGCUGGCUGACUCCUGUGCCUGAUAGCCAUAAGCUUUCUGAUCAGGACAUAACAGAAUUUGUAGAAUGCAUUAUACAACCUGUCCUGCUGGCAAUGUUUAGCAAAACUGGAAGUUUAGAGGCAGCCCAAGCUCUACAGAAUCUUGCACUAAUGCGUCCUGAGUUGGUAAUCCCACCAGUACUUGAAAAAACAUAUCCCGCACUAGAGACAUUAACAGAACCUCAUCAGCUGACAGCUACAUUAAGUUGUGUAAUUGGUGUAGCUCGUAGCCUGGUAUCUGGGGGCAAGUCAUUUCCUGAAGGUCCAACACAUAUGUUGCCUCUGUUGAUGAGAGCAUUGCCUGGUGUGGAUCCAAACGAUUUUAGCAAAUGCAUGAUCACAUUCCAGUUCAUUGCAACAUUUUCUACUCUCGUGCCUUUAGUGGAUUGUUCAUCAGUACUACAAGAGAGGAAUGAUCUCACAGAGGUGGAGAGAGAACUGUGCUCUGCUACUGCUGAAUUUGAAGAUUUUGUACUGCAGUUUAUGGACAGAUGUUUUGGACUCAUAGAAAGCAGCACAUUGGAGCAAACAAGAGAGGAGACCGAAACAGAAAAGAUGACUCAUUUAGAGAGCUUAGUGGAACUAGGACUAUCUUCUACAUACAACACAAUCCUCACACAGUGCUCAAAAGACAUAUUUAAGGUCCCAGAGACAUGUAUUAAAGUUGCAGUUCUCAUGCAGAAGUCAGUGGGUGAAAAUGGUGAAUGUACCAGCCUUAGUUCAGAAGAGAUUGAGCUAGGAAUUCAGCGACAGAAAGAAAGGAAUGCUGAGUCCUCUCAAAAUUAUGAAAAUUUGAUAAAUAUGCUUCUAGAUUGUGUGAAUCAAAGAAAUCUCCCUUGGAAGUUUGAGCACAUUGGCAUUGGUUUCCUGUCCCUACUUUUAAGGGAUGACAGAGUGCUACCUGUAAGAGCCAUAAAAUUUUUUGUGGAAUGUCUAAAUCAUGAUGUCUUGGUGGUUCGCAAGAUGGCAAUCUCUGCUGUGGCUGGCAUCCUUAAGCAGCUGAAAAGGCCCCACAAAAAGAUGCUCAUUUGUCCUUUCCAAAUCAGUGGAUCCCCACAGCCUUCUAAUAUCCAGGCAGGUGACAGAGCUGAUAACCAAUGGCUGCAUUAUGACAGUGCUAAUUUACCAAAGACUAAACAAAAGUGGGAGGCCUGCUGUUUUGUGGAAAAAACACAUUGGGGAUACUACACUUGGCCUCGAAAUAUGGAAAUCUAUGCUUCUGUAGAAGAGCAACCAAAACUUGGGAGGAGUAGAAAGGAACUUUCAGAGGCGGAGCAAGUCAUUUAUGAUCACUUUUCUGAUCCUAAUUUUGUUGAGCAGUUAAUCAAGUUUCUUUCUUUAGAAGACAGAAAAGGAAAAGAUAAAUUUAAUCCACGAAGGUUUUGCCUCUUUAAGGGUCUGUUUAGAAAUUUUGACGAUACCUUCUUACCUGUAUUGAAACCACACUUAGAACGUCUUGCUGAAGAUUCCCAUGAAAGUCCUCAACGCUGUGUGGCUGAAAUUAUAGCUGGUUUGAUAAGAGGGUCUAAACAUUGGACAUUUGAAAAGGUAGAGAAUCUCUGGAAAGUUCUCUGUCCACUUCUUAGGACAGCUUUAUCCAAUAUUACAGUAGAAACUUACAAUGACUGGGGGACAUGCAUAGCAACUUCAUGUGAGAGCAGAGAUCCCAGGAAAUUGCACUGGUUGUUUGAAUUGUUAUUGGAGUCUCCACUGAAUGGUGAAGGAGGAUCAUUUGUUGAUGCAUGUCGUCUGUAUGUUUUGCAAGGGGGUCUUGCACAACAAGAAUGGCGAGUGCCAGAAUUGCUGCACAGAUUGCUGAAAUACCUAGAGCCUAAGCUCACCCAAGUUUAUAAAAAUGUCAGAGAGAGGAUUGGAAGUGUUUUGACAUACAUCUUCAUGAUAGAUAUUUCUUUACCAAAUACUGCACUAACAAAGUCUCCCCGUGUCCAUGACUUCACUUCUCGAAUACUUGAAAAACUUAAACCUCUUAUGGAAGUGGAUGAAGAAAUUCAGAAUCACGUUUUGGAAGAAAAUGGAAUUGGAGAUGAAGAUGAACGAACUCAGGGCAUUAAACUACUGAAAACUAUUCUAAAGUGGUUGAUGGCAAGUGCAGGGAGAGCUUUUUCUACAGCUGUUACAGAACAGCUUCAGCUUUUGCCAUUGUUCUUCAAGAUUGCACCUGUAGAAAAUGAUCAUAGCUAUGAUGAAUUGAAGAGAGAUGCUAAAAUGUGCUUAUCAUUAAUGUCUCAGGGAUUGCUGUAUCCACAACAAGUGCCUUUGGUACUUCAGGUGCUAAAACAAAUUGCAAAGAGUAAUUCCUGGCAUGCUAGAUAUACUGUGCUAACCUACCUCCAGACUAUGGUAUUUUAUAAUCUUUUUAUCUUCUUAAACAAUGAAGAAGCUGUGAACAACAUCAGAUGGCUGGUUAUAAAAUUAUUAGAAGAUGAACAGCUUGAGGUGAGAGAGAUGGCUGCUACCACUUUGGGUGGUUUGCUUCAGUGCCACUUCCUGGAGAUUGAUAACCCUAUGCAGACUCAUUUUGAGCAGCUCUGUAAAAUGAGACUUCCAAAGAGAAGGAAACGAGACCUCAGUACUGUAGUGGAUACCAUUCCCCCUGCAGAUUUAGUUAAACGUCAUGCUGGCGUGCUUGGACUUAGUGCAUGUAUUUUGUCCAGCCCAUAUGAUGUGCCCACGUGGAUGCCUCAACUUUUGAUGGAUCUUAGUGCGCAUCUGAAUGAUCCUCAGCCUAUUGAGAUGACAGUAAAAAAAACAUUGUCCAAUUUCCGGAGAACUCACCAUGAUAACUGGCAGCAACAUAAGCAACAAUUCACUGAUGACCAGCUGCUUGUCCUUACAGAUCUUUUGGUAUCACCGUGCUAUUAUGCAUAAAAGGGUGAGACUGUGUUGUAAAAUCUGUACCCUUGGGCUAUCUCGGAAUGGUCUUCUUGAUAUCCAGCUUGACAUAGCAAAAUGUCACCUUUCAAACAGUGCCUUGUAAUUUUUAGACUCAUUAAAUGAAACCAAUACUGUCUGGCCUUUUCCUUCCUUCAUAUAAGAAUCUCUUUAGAAUUCUCAUUUAAAAAUAUAAAAUUAAAAAAUAUUACCUUUUUGACUUAAAUUGAAAGAAUAUAAUCAAAUUGGGGCAUGUAUUGAAUAUGGUGUCAAAGACAUUAAAACAUAAUUUUUGCUAUCCCAAAGGUGCCUUUCAAAAGGCAACUGGACUUUCUUGGGUCUUUUUUCCCCUGGAACACAUUUCACUCCUUGUCCUAGAAGCUCUUCAGUACUGACUGAAUGUUGGGGGAUAGAAGAAUUUAUAUUCUUUGCUGUCAUCUGGUCCUUAGUACUCUAAGAGUCAUUGAGGGCCACUUGGAGAUUUACUUGUACCCACAGGGUCAUCUGAAUCAGCUUGCAAAUGGGUGUGGAACCUUCUUGGGACUGCUGAAAGGACUGUAUGGUAGAAACCAAGAAAGUCUAGUUGCCUUUUGAAAAGCACCUUUGGGUAACCAUGAUCUGGAUGAUUGAGAAUCUCCAUAGAUAACUUUUGCUAGUUUUCCACUAUAUUAUCUUGAAAUCAGUUUACAUUAACCUUGCAUUAUAUUUAUUUUAUGUGAUGAUAAAAUGGGGUUCACACUAUAUUUACAUUUUA
This is a messenger RNA of Pseudonaja textilis, 5516 nucleotides long. The record is from RefSeq and is a predicted model, not a curated record. Lineage: Eukaryota; Metazoa; Chordata; Lepidosauria; Squamata; Elapidae.